Trichomycterus rosablanca is the source of this 1699-nucleotide messenger RNA. It is a transcript of the gene poc1b, whose product is annotated as POC1 centriolar protein B. Gene Ontology annotation, biological process: cilium assembly. Bases 121 to 1617 code for a protein of 498 amino acids. Gene Ontology annotation, cellular component: centriole; ciliary basal body. NCBI's taxonomy places the organism in Eukaryota, Metazoa, Chordata, Actinopteri, Siluriformes, Trichomycteridae. The transcript is spliced from 12 exons. Gene Ontology annotation, molecular function: protein binding. The record is from RefSeq and is a predicted model, not a curated record.
UUGAUUUGUGUAGUAACAACAAUAUAAUUAUAAUUGUAACCAUUUUAAUGGUUUAGUAACUUCAAUGGCUUAACUAUUAAUUGUGUUAAUACAACAGCUGAUCCAAACAAUUGACCCAUCAUGCCUGAUGCACCCAAACAUCACGAGGACCCCACUCUUGAGAGACAUUUUAAAGGUCACAAAGAUGCUGUCACGUGUGGAGAUUUUAGUCCCAACAAUAAGCAGCUGGCCACAGGAUCCAGUGACAGGACUCUGAUGGUGUGGAAUCUAAACCCAAAAGCAAGAGCGUUCAGAUUCGUUGGACAUAAAGAUGUCAUAACUGCUGUCCAGUUCUCUCCGUCUGGGGACUUGGUGGCAUCUGCAUCCAGGGACAAAACGGUGCGAUUAUGGGUGCCGAACAUUAAAGGAGAGUCAACCGUCUUUAAAGCGCACACAGCUACAGUACGCAGCGUGAGCUUCUCAGCUGAUGGACAGAGACUGGUCACUGCCUCAGAUGACAAAUCAGUAAAAGUGUGGAGUGUGCAUCGGCAGAAAUUCAUCUACUCGCUCAACCAACACACCAACUGGGUGCGCUGUGCCAGAUUUUCCCCGGAUGGGCGGCUGGUGGCAUCAUGUGGAGAUGAUAGGACAGUUCGUCUGUGGGACACAUCCACUCGUUUGUGCAUCAAUACUUUCACUGACUAUGGCGGACCAGCAACAUUUGUGGACUUUAACAGCAGUGGUACUUGUAUUGCAUCCUCGGGAGCAGACAACACACUGAAAAUAUGGGACAUUCGAACAAACAAACUCAUCCAACAUUAUCAAGUCCACAGUGCAGCAAUCAACUGCUUUUCCUUCCACCCUUCUGGGAACUACCUGAUCAGUGGCUCCAGCGACAGCACAGUGAAGAUCCUUGACCUGCUGGAGGGAAGGCUCAUCUACACUCUGCAUGGUCACAAAGGUCCAGUAUUGACAGUGGCAUUCUCUCGAGCAGGAGAUCUUUUUGCCUCCGGUGGAGCAGAUUCUCAGGUUCUGAUGUGGAAGACCAAUUUCGAUGUGCUGGAUUACAGGGAGAUGUUAAGUAGACACAGCAAGAGAGUAACUCCAGAUCCUCCUCCUCACUUGCUGGACAUCUAUCCCAGGUCCCCACACGCCCACCAUGCCCGAAAUGGAACUGUUGAGAUCAACCCUGUUGUCGCUGACAUCCACUCAACCGAUCCACAUGUGGUGGAGAUAGGAGAGAUUCCUUAUUCCACAACAAAAGUAAGUGGACAUCCAGUUCAGUUCCCGAGAUACAGAGAUCUUCCCAGCACCAGCGGUGGCUCAGUUUUUACCCAGAUCCACCCACAACAGGAAGAGGAAGACGAGGAGGAGGAGGAGGAGGAAGCACAGAGGCCAGGAAUCUUGGAAAGGCUUGAGGAGCGCUCCGGACCCCCACCGGCUUUGAGGAGCACUUUGGAGCACAUCGUUCAACAGCUGGAUAUUUUGACUCAGACGGUGGCUGUUCUGGAGGAGCGUCUCACUCUGACGGAGGACAAGCUAAAAGAGUGUCUAGACAACCAGGCUGUUUUUCUGCACCAGAUGCAUCACCAAGAGGAGCCCAACGACCGGAGGAGCGCUGAAGGACCGGCGCUUUGACACGCGCCUCAUCUCUGAUGCACGGCGCUCCCUACUUUCAGGGGUCACUGACUUUAAUCUGAAAUAAAGAAUGGACACAGAA